AUGUCCCAAUAUGUAGAUGGAAGGGACUUGAAAAAGGAUAAAGAUGAUGUGAAAAAACCGGAAUGGUUCUUUGAUGUCCCUUCCGAAGGGUAUGGUGGCGGUGAAGGAGUUGGUGGAGGGUAUGGAGGAGGAGGACUUGGUGGUGGUUCCGGUGGUGGAUAUGGAGGAGGAGGUGGUGGUAGUGGUUCCGGUGGUGGACAUGGAGUAGUGGGUGGAGCCGGAGGUAGUGGUUUAGGAGGUGGAUAUGGAGGAGGAAGUGGUGGUACUGGUUUAGGCGGUGGACAUGGUGGAGGUAGUGGUUUAGGGGGUGGAUAUGGAGGAGGAGGUGGUGGCAGUGGUUUAGGUGGUGGACAUGGAGUAGUGGGUGGAGGUAGUGGUUUAGGUGGUGGAUAUGGAGGAGGGGGUGGAGGUAGUGGUUUAGGGGGAGGAUAUGGAGGAGGAGGUAUAGGAGGUGGAAUAUCUAAGGGAUUUGUUGGUGGAAUUGGAGGUUAUGGACAUGGAAUACAUAAAGGAAUUGUAGGUGGAAUUGGAGGUUAUGCUUACAAAGGAUUUGGAGGAGGUGUAGGAGGGAUUGGAGGGGGUGUUAUUGGUGGAGUUGGUGGUUUUAUUGGUGGUCACAAGAAUGUUGUUGAAGCAAAGAAGCCUUGA
Messenger RNA from Trifolium pratense (red clover), 648 nucleotides. Its product is annotated as acanthoscurrin-1-like. The record is from RefSeq and is a predicted model, not a curated record. The transcript has a single exon. Lineage: Eukaryota; Viridiplantae; Streptophyta; Magnoliopsida; Fabales; Fabaceae. Bases 1 to 648 code for a protein of 215 amino acids.